This is a messenger RNA of Porites lobata, 1215 nucleotides long. The record is from the annotation of a GenBank genome assembly. Lineage: Eukaryota; Metazoa; Cnidaria; Anthozoa; Scleractinia; Poritidae.
AUGGAUUCAGAUAGCUUUAUUAACGUUGGUUCCAAGAAUGGCCCGGUAGCAAACUACUCCAAGCCUCGAAAGAUUUUAAUUUACACAGAGUUCUUUUACAGCGGUUUACCUUGGCCGGGAUUGACAACUACAGAAGAUUUCACUGAGUUCAAAGGCCAGAAAUGUCCAGUAACCAACUGUGAACUAACAUACGACAAGAAUGACUCCACGAGUAGCGACGUAGUAAUCUUUCACGCAUACAAUAUGCCCUCUUCAAAAGAGAUGCUUCGAUUGCAACGUCAAAGGCGUCAACAUCAAGUCUGGGUUUACUUCCACCUGGAAAACCCAAUAGUUACAUCGUAUAUUGCACCUCAUAAGCACCGCAGUGACUUGGACAAUGUGUUUAACUGGACAAUGACGUUUAUGCGAGAGUCGGAUAUUUUCCAUCCUUAUGGAUUUUAUUUGCCGCUAACGAAAGGUGAACGUAGUUCAGUAUCAAGUCAAAAUCACGCCAUUGGGAAGACGAAGCUUGCUGUAUGGUUGGGAAGUGGUUGUGGCCAAGUUCUGGAUGAAAGAAAAGUCAGAAUGAUGUACAUACAUAACCUGAGAAAGCUCAUUCCCGUUGAUAUUUAUGGGAAUUGUGCGAAAUAUUUCCAUCAAACAGUCCGAGACUGCCCGAAAACGGCGGACGAUCAUCCGGCCCCAGAAUGUGCUUCUCUCUUGCAAGAAUACAAGUUUAUCCUGGCUUUCGAGAACAUGAAUUGCAAAGAUUACAUCACUGAGAAAUAUUGGUGCAAUCCCUUGGAACUGGGAUUGGUCCCUGUAGUGAUGGGGGGUGCAGAUUACAAAGCCCUUGCUAUACCAGGUUCUUAUAUAAACGUGUUUGAUUUCUCGUCUCUGAAAGAAUUAGCAGAUUAUUUGAUGUUUCUCGACAAAAAUGACGGAGAAUAUAAUAAAUAUUUCGAGUGGAAGAAGCUUUAUAAAGUUGGCGGCUGUUUGCGAGGCUACAACAUGGCGAACCACUACCCCUGGAUGUGUGAAAUUUGCGCUGCUGCGAACAAUGGAUCGCUUUUAAGUAAACCUAAGUUCUAUAAAAAGGUUCAAAAUUUUUAUGACCCAGAAAAAAGAUGCGGAAUACAAUAUUCACGGCUGAAGGAAAUCAUAUCAGAAGCAUUUGAUAACUCUCAAAAACUGCUUAAAGAUACGACAAGCAAGAUCAAAUCAAACAGUAUUUGA